Molecule: messenger RNA, 1929 nt
Organism: Scophthalmus maximus (turbot)
Lineage: Eukaryota; Metazoa; Chordata; Actinopteri; Pleuronectiformes; Scophthalmidae
Gene: apex2
Product: APEX nuclease (apurinic/apyrimidinic endonuclease) 2
Exons: 7
Coding region: 144-1832 (562 amino acids)
Biological process (GO): base-excision repair
Cellular component (GO): nucleus
Molecular function (GO): zinc ion binding; phosphoric diester hydrolase activity; endonuclease activity
Source: RefSeq, a predicted model, not a curated record
CCUCCCACCGGUUCUCUCGUUUCACCGGGUCGAGUGUCAGAAGCGCGCCCAAACCCCGACAGCACUCGUGCGCCCUCUAGCUAGGCUACAGCGCAGUGCAGCUACAACAGACGUGCUAAUGUUCUGUUAAUCUGUCGAACAACAUGAAGAUCAUCACCUGGAACAUUAAUGGCAUCAGGACCUUCGGCGGAGGCGUCAAAAAGACUCUGGAUUCACUGGACGCGGAUGUUAUCUGUGUCCAGGAGACGAAGGUGACGAGAGACCUGCUGGAUGAGAGAAGCGCCAUCGUCGACGGAUACAACUCCUACUUCAGCUACAGUCGAGGACGCAGCGGAUAUUCAGGGGUCGCCACGUACUGUAAGGACAGUGCCACUCCGUGUGCUGCAGAGGAGGGUCUCACAGGUCUGCUGACCGGCCACGAAGGGGCUGUCGGUUGCUACGGCGACCACACGGAGUUCUCGGGUGAAGAGCUGCAGCUGUUGGACAACGAAGGACGAGCCGUCAUCACACAGCACAGAGUCAUGUGUGAGGACAAGGUUCAAACAGUGACUGUGAUCAACGUCUACUGUCCACGAGCGGAUCCCGACAAGCCGGAGAGAAAACAGUUCAAACUGCAGUUCUACAAGUUGCUCCAGUGUCGGGCUGAAGCUCUGCUGAAAGACGGCAGCCAUGUGAUUAUUUUGGGAGAUGUGAAUACAUCCCACCGGCCAAUAGACCACUGUGACCCCAGUGACGUUGAUCAGUUUGGUGAGAAUCCUGGGAGGAAAUGGUUGAAUGUUUUUUUGCACCAACCAGACGAGGACAGGAACGAGGAUGAGGAGGAGGAGCCCGAUGAAGAAUCUGAGGGUACGUCGACAGAUUCCGUCCGUGGAGGAAAAUUCGUGGACACAUUUCGCUAUUUCCACCCGACUCGCUCAAGCGCCUUCACAUGCUGGUCCACGCUCACCGGAGCGCGGCAGACCAACUACGGCACUCGCAUCGACUACAUAUUUGCCGACCGCCGGCUCGUCAGGGAGCAGUUUGUGGCGGCAGACAUCAUGCCCGAGGUGGAGGGCUCGGACCACUGCCCCGUGUGGGGGCGACUGCGCUGCCCUCUGGUGCCCAGCUCCAAGCCUCCGCCCCUCUGUACUCGCUAUCUGCCCGAGUUUGCUGGCAGGCAGCAGAAACUCUCCCGUUUCCUGGUGAAGGUGGAGCCGACGUCAGUUGAGAGGGGUGAGUUACCUGGAUCUCAAGAGGAGGAGGAGAGGAGAGAGAAUUUAAACCCACUGGCAGUUGGAAAUGUCUCGGGUAGAAAACGGGCAUUAGCAUCAGCUCCUGUCGUCCCGAAGGGGAAAAAGACAAAGACAGUGAAGACUUGUUCGAAGCCACAAGGCAGCCUCCUUUCCUUUUUCAAACCCAAACCAACGACAAAUGCUGUUCCCGCUCCUGACGCUCCGGCCGGGCAGUGUGACCAAAUCACUUCGACACAGAACUCACACAAAGCGUCUACAACCGGAGAAACUGUCCAGACGGAUGGAGGAUCCGAAGCUACAGAGGAUGAGGGUUCCUCACAGAGGAGUUGCAGCAGCACCGCAGACAAACACGACAGACAGGCGAAGACGCCGCAGCCCGACAGAGGAGCGUCGUCGCUCGUGUUCUGGAAGUCGAUUCUUCACGGACCGCCUCCGCCGCCCUCCUGCAAGGUCCACGGGGAACCCUGUGUGCUGCGAACCGUGAAGAAGGAGGGGCCAAACAUGGGCAAGCAGUUCUUCGUGUGCGCCCGUCCUCAGGGCCACGCCUCCAACCCCGAGGCGCGAUGUAACUUCUUCUCCUGGGUCGAGAAGGGGAAGUGACGACGAAGUGUCUCAUCAUUUCACCGAUUUUUAUUGUUGACUUGUUUGUUUUUUUCUUAGCUGAAUAAUAAAAGACAGUUUUUCUUAUACUUUCAAA